GCGCAGUCGGAGCUUCAGCCCGGUAACCGAGCGCACACUGAGCCUCGCUGUCUGCGCACCGCCCGCUCUCCUCCACUCGCCUCAGCCUCUUUGAGCGUUUUUGCCUCCUGCGUUGAUCCCCGUCUCUCCGCGUCCCUCCCUUCCAAUCCAUCCAUUUGUCGGUCGCUUCCUGAGCCCGUCUGUCCAGCAUGUCGCUGAAGGUCCAGACCAGCAAUGUGACCAACAAGACAGACCCAAAGUCCAUCAACUCCCGGGUGUUUAUCGGCAACCUGAACACAGCAGUGGUGAAGAAGUCGGAUGUGGAGAGCAUCUUUUCCAAGUACGGCCGGGUGCUGGGCUGCUCCGUGCACAAGGGCUACGCCUUCGUCCAGUACGCCAGCGAGAGGCACGCCAGGGGGGCCGUGAUUGGGGAGAAUGGCAGGGUGCUGGCUGGACAGACGCUCGACAUCAACAUGGCAGGAGAACCGAAGCCAAACAGACCUAAAGGCCUGAAGCGAUCAGCAGCUUCUCUCUACAGUGGCUAUGAGUUUGACUAUGAUUACUACAGAGAAGACUUCUAUGACAGGUUGUUUGAGUACCGUGGCCGGGUGUCUCCUGUCCCUCGGGUCGUGCCCGUCAAACGCCCACGGGUGGCAGUGCCUCUGGUACGACGGGUCAAAUCCUUGCCGGUCAAACUGCUGGCGCGUAACGCCUCUGUCCUCCCCACCAGCAAUGGCAACAAACAGAGAUCAGUGAAAAGCACAGAGCUCCAGGCGAUAAAGUCAGAGUUGACUCAGAUUAAAGCCAACAUCGAGGCUUUGCUGGGCAGACUGGAGCAGAUCACAGAAGACACACACAUCACCGCCACAGAGUUGAGGAAGGCAGAGGAGUGUAGUAACGAGGAGGCAUGGCAGGAAGCGGAGGAGUCCAGCUCGGAGCUGGAUGACGAGGAGGAGCAGAGACAGAACAGCGAAGCGGAGGAGGAGGAGGAGGAAGAAGAUGAGGAAGAGGAGGAGGGAGUGCACACGCAGGACGACGCCCACGACCACAUGGUAAACAGUCGCUUAUCAUCAGAGAUGGACUCCAUUCACCCAUGAGAGGUCGUGUGGCCUAUGGAGGAAGAGGGGGAGAGAGAGAGAGAGAGAGAGACAGAGAGAAAGAGAGAGAGAGAGAGCCAUCAACGGACAGAGAACUGGAUAACAAGCACAGGAAGGCCGUCAAACAGCAAGGGGCCAGACUCCCUCUCCCUCUCUCUCACACACACACACACACACACACACACACACACACACACACACACACACACACACACACACACACACACACACACACAAACUAAAAACACACAGCAGAGAGACAAACUUGACACUUUUCUCAGAGCCACAG
Molecule: messenger RNA, 1365 nt
Organism: Xiphias gladius (swordfish)
Lineage: Eukaryota; Metazoa; Chordata; Actinopteri; Istiophoriformes; Xiphiidae
Gene: raly
Product: RALY heterogeneous nuclear ribonucleoprotein
Exons: 9
Coding region: 189-1076 (295 amino acids)
Cellular component (GO): nucleus
Molecular function (GO): RNA binding
Source: RefSeq, a predicted model, not a curated record